GGCCUUUCCAAGGAGGAGGUGGCGAGGCUGAAGCAGCGCCGGAGGACGCUGAAGAACCGGGGUUACGCCGCCAGCUGCCGGGUAAAGCGCGUCUGCCAGAAGGAAGAGCUGCAGAAGCAGAAGAUGGAGCUGGAAUGGGAGGUGGACAAGCUGGCCCGGGAGAACGCUGCCAUGCGCCUGGAGCUCGACGCUCUCCGCGGCAAGUACGAGGCCCUGCAGGGCUUCGCCCGCACUGUGGCCGCCCACGGGCCCCCCCGCAAGGGUGGCACUGUGGCCACUGCCAGCGUCAUCACCAUCGUCAAGUCCGGCGCCAACCAGGCCGCCUAUUCCUAG
Molecule: messenger RNA, 333 nt
Organism: Fulmarus glacialis (Northern fulmar)
Lineage: Eukaryota; Metazoa; Chordata; Aves; Procellariiformes; Procellariidae
Product: transcription factor MafF-like
Biological process (GO): regulation of transcription by RNA polymerase II; regulation of epidermal cell differentiation
Cellular component (GO): nucleus
Molecular function (GO): RNA polymerase II cis-regulatory region sequence-specific DNA binding; DNA-binding transcription factor activity, RNA polymerase II-specific
Source: RefSeq, a predicted model, not a curated record